Molecule: messenger RNA, 1162 nt
Organism: Ceratitis capitata (Mediterranean fruit fly)
Lineage: Eukaryota; Metazoa; Arthropoda; Insecta; Diptera; Tephritidae
Gene: Or82a
Product: odorant receptor 82a
Exons: 6
Coding region: 23-1075 (350 amino acids)
Biological process (GO): sensory perception of smell; detection of chemical stimulus involved in sensory perception of smell
Cellular component (GO): plasma membrane
Molecular function (GO): olfactory receptor activity; odorant binding
Source: RefSeq, a predicted model, not a curated record
UUGCUUUCGCCAUUUACAGACAAUGAAGUAUGUUUUGUUGUUGUUGUUGAUGAUGUCGGCACAAUUGCCAAUGAUGGAUUACAUUAUAUAUCAUAUCGAUGAUUUGGAAUUGGCGACAGCUUGCCUUAGUAUUGUCUUCACCAACAUACUGACCGUCAUUAAGACUUCAACAUUUUUGGCCUACAAGCGCGAGUUCAAAAGUCUAAUGACCGAGUUUGAGUUGAUGUAUGAUGAAUUGCGUGGAGCGGGCGCCAAGCCUUUGCUAGUGACGGUCAAUGUAGGUGCAAAACGAUUUGUCAAACUGUACUUUUAUAGCGUGUCUUGCACUGGCUUAUACUUCACAAUCAAACCACUGAUCGGCAUGUUUUGGGCUAAGUUUCAGGAGAAACCUUUGUUGCUGGAGCUGCCUAUGCCUAUGAGGUUCCCUUUUGACUUCGAAUCUACUCCCGGUUAUCAAAUUGCCUACGUCUAUACAAUUUUGAUCACUAUAGUUGUGGUGAUGCAUGCAACAUCUGUGGAUGGUCUAUUCGUGUCAUUCACCACAAACUUGCGUGGUCAUUUUCAAGCUUUGCAAUAUUUCAUAGAGACAAAUACAUUCAACAAAUCUGAAGCACGUCUACAGAAGGAAUUACGUUUCUACGUUGAGUACCAUGUGCGGCUAUUGGGGCUCGCACAAAGCGUACAACGCAUAUUUAAGCCCAUAAUUUUUGGACAAUUUCUGAUGACAUCGUUGCAAGUGUGUGUCAUAAUUUAUCAGCUGGUUAUGAAUAUGGGCGUUAUUAUGGAAAUGGUUAUCUAUUGUACAUUCCUCAGCUCAAUUUUGUUACAAUUGCUGAUUUACUGUUACGGCGCUGAAUUUCUCAAAAUUGAGAGUUCCGCCGUCGGCACAGCUGUUCAAAUGUCGCAGUGGUAUAAUUUACCGCCUCGUCAUCGCCACGUUCUACGUCUGAUGAUGGUACGUUCGCAGCGUGAGAUCAUCAUUAGUGCUGGCUUCUAUGAGGCGUCUUUGGCCAAUUUUAUGAGCAUUUUGAAGGCCGCCAUGUCAUAUAUCACUUUUAUUCAAUCUAUUGAGUAGUUUGUAUGUGAAAAGCAGUUAAAAUUGCGAUUUAUUUUGGAAAGAAGCAGAAGCAAGACAAUUCUAAGCUGGGCGAUCAAUAAUUCA